Molecule: messenger RNA, 2539 nt
Organism: Loa loa (African eye worm)
Lineage: Eukaryota; Metazoa; Nematoda; Chromadorea; Rhabditida; Onchocercidae
Product: V-type proton ATPase catalytic subunit A
Exons: 1
Coding region: 36-1883 (615 amino acids)
Biological process (GO): proton transmembrane transport; ATP metabolic process
Cellular component (GO): lysosomal membrane; proton-transporting V-type ATPase, V1 domain
Molecular function (GO): proton-transporting ATPase activity, rotational mechanism; ATP binding; ATP hydrolysis activity
Source: RefSeq, a predicted model, not a curated record
UGUUCACAUUCCAGGAAUUUAUUGUGAGAGAUAAAAUGCCUCCGACUACUAAUUUGAUGGAAAAUGCUAAAGAAAGCUCCUAUGGUUUUGUUUAUGGCGUUUCUGGGCCUGUCGUAACAGCAGAGAAAAUGGCCGGUUCAGCAAUGUACGAGCUGGUACGUGUUGGACAUUCCGAACUGGUCGGUGAAAUUAUCCGUCUGGAAGGUGACUAUGCUACGAUUCAAGUUUACGAAGAUACAUCAGCAGUAGCAAUAGGUGAUCCUGUACUUCGAACUGGUAAACCACUGUCAGUGGAACUAGGGCCUGGCAUUAUGGGUUCGAUUUUCGAUGGUAUUCAACGACCCCUGAAAGAUAUUUUGGAGCUAACACAGUCCAUUUACAUUCCCAAAGGUGUUAACGUAGACGUGCUUUCACGUGACGCGGCUUGGCAGUUUGAACCGAACCGUAAGCUCACUGUUGGUGACCACAUUACGGGUGGUGAUACCAUCGGUUUUGUUCGUGAAAACGUUCUUAUCAACCAUCGAAUAAUGCUUCCGCCAACAGCAUGUGGCACAAUUACGUAUAUAGCAGUAGCUGGUGAAUAUCGCGUCACUGAUACUGUGUUGGAAACUGAAUUUGCUGGCGAGAAAUCCAAAUUCACAAUGCUUCAGAUCUGGCCUGUGCGUCAGCCACGUCCCUGUGCUGAAAAAUUGGCAGCUAACUUUCCUCUGCUGUGCGGCCAACGUGUCCUCGAUGCACUGUUCCCGUGUGUUCAAGGUGGUACCACUGCUGUGCCAGGAGCAUUCGGUUGUGGUAAAACUGUUAUUUCACAAUCACUAUCAAAAUUCUCUAAUUCCGAUGCGAUCAUUUAUGUUGGAUGUGGCGAACGAGGUAAUGAAAUGUCAGAAGUACUGCGUGACUUUCCAGAACUGACCAUGGAAGUCAACGGUGUUACUACAUCAAUUAUGAAGCGUACAGCCUUGGUCGCCAACACAUCAAAUAUGCCUGUAGCUGCACGUGAAGCAUCGAUUUAUACCGGCAUUACGCUUGCUGAAUAUUUCCGUGACAUGGGUCUGAAUGUUUCUAUGAUGGCUGAUUCUACAUCACGAUGGGCCGAAGCUCUUCGUGAAAUUUCUGGUCGUCUGGGUGAAAUGCCUGCCGAUUCUGGUUAUCCGGCAUAUCUAGCUGCUCGUUUGGCAUCGUUUUAUGAGCGAGCUGGUAAAGUUAAAUGCCUCGGAAGUCCAGAACGUGAAGGAUCUGUCACUAUUGUGGGUGCUGUUUCACCACCUGGUGGCGAUUUUGCUGAUCCUGUCACUUCGGCUACUCUUGGUAUUGUUCAGGUGUUCUGGGGGUUAGAUAAGAAGUUGGCGCAGCGUAAACAUUUUCCAUCAAUUAAUUGGCUAAUAUCAUAUAGCAAAUAUAUGAGAGCAUUAGAUGAAUAUUAUGACAAGAAUUUCCCAGAAUUUGUUGCCCUACGUACAACAUGCAAGGAAAUUCUUCAAGAAGAAGAAGACCUGUCUGAAAUUGUGCAAUUGGUGGGUAAAGCUUCACUAGCGGAAUCAGACAAGAUCACUUUAGAAGUAGCUAAACUGAUUAAGGAUGACUUUUUACAGCAAAACGGCUACACUCCCUACGAUCGAUUCUGUCCAUUCUAUAAAACGGUGGGGAUGCUGAAAAACAUGAUUGCUUUCUAUGACCUGGCAAAGCAUGCUGUGGAAUCAACGGCACAAGCUGAAAAUAAGAUUACCUGGGCAAUAAUUCGUGAUCACAUGGGUGAUAUCAUGUACGAGCUAUCAUCUAUGAAAUUCAAAGAUCCAGUAAAGGAUGGCGAGCAAAAAAUUAAGAAAGAUUAUGAUGAAUUACUAGAACAAAUGCAGACUGCAUUCAGGAAUUUAGAAGAGUAAGUGGUCUCUCAAAAAGUUCGCUCAAGUUUGCAUAGUUAUUUUUUCACUGUUAAAUUCAAGGAUCCAGUAAAGAUAUACAGAUGAAAACAUCAGCACUGUCUCAGUUUUGGUGAAAAUAUUUUUAAGUAAAAUAAAUCAAAAGAUAACGGAAUUUUAUGACGAAGUGACUUUGGGAACUUUAUUGUAUGAAUUUCUUUUAUUGAUUGUCCUACAUAUUCGGGCCAGCAAAAUAUGGCGGAAUUACGUGCAGUUUUCUAUUUAUUGUAAAUUUCUAGGAUUUCUACGUAAUUUAGAAUUGUAAUUAAUCGUCUUCUCAUUCAGCACAAAAUUUUUAUGUGAAAAUGAUAAAAAAAAUAUUCAUCAUUCAGAAAUGUUCAUUCCAAUUUCCUUGAUUCACUUCCACUUACUGUCUCACCUUUCACAGUGUUAAUUUUUCUUUUCUUCCUUCCUUCUCAGAUUGGAACAGAAUCUUUGUCGUGGGAAACAUCUCGUUAAGCAAUAUUUUUAGAUUUUCUGAUAUUGUUGUAUUGUGAUAAAAGAUUAGUGAUGUAUUUGAAAUAUCAGCAGUUUGUUAAUAUGUGUAUACAGAAGUAGUUUACAUCAUAUCGUUUAGAAUGUAGAUGAGUUGGAUGCACUUAAUUGAAUCCAAUUAGAAG